Candidula unifasciata is the source of this 350-nucleotide messenger RNA. The record is from the annotation of a GenBank genome assembly. Lineage: Eukaryota; Metazoa; Mollusca; Gastropoda; Stylommatophora; Geomitridae.
AAGCAGAAGCAAAAGCAGAAGCAAAAGCAGGAGGAAGGAGGAAGGAGGAAGGAGAAGCAGAAGGAGGAAGGAGGAAGCAGGAAGGAGAAGCAGAAGCAGAAGAGGAAGCAGGAAGCAGGAAGCAGGAAGGAGGAAGCAGAAGGAGAAGGAGAAGGAGAAGCAGAAGGAAAGGAAGGGAGGAAGGAGGAAGGAAGGAGGAAGGAGGAAGGAGGAAGGAGGAAGGAGGAAGGAGGAAGGAGGAAGGAGGAAGGAGGAAGGAGGAAGGAGGAAGGAGGAAGGAGGAAGGAGGAAGGAGGAAGGAGGAAGGAGGAAGGAAAGGAGGGAAGGAGGAGAAAAAAACAGAGAGAUAA